CAAGGUGGCAGCAGGAGAGUGGGAAAACGGGUACCUUAAACACUCAAACAAAACAAAACAAAUACUGAGUAAAAGGAAAGGUCUGUGUAUUAUUUUUCUGAGAGACUCCCAGAGGAGCCACCCAACGAAUCAACUCUCUGCACCUCCCUCCUCUCUCCCCUUGUUCUCCUCCUCUGCCUUACCCAACACUCACGCCCAUCCAUGAGUGGAACCAACUCCUCUGCCUAUCGAUCGGAGCGUAGUUUCCACCAGACCUCAUCCUCAUCCUCAUCCUCGUCCUCUGGUAACCCAUACAUGGAGAAAAGCCGGGGACUGUUUGCCGAGGACUUUGGCUCCUUCAUGAGGCCUGGGAGUGACGCCUUGGGAUUUUCCAGUGGAGCUGGGAAUAUCAAAUCUCUUGGAGAUUCGUACCAGUUCACAGUUGACGUGCAAGACUUCUCUCCUGAAGAUGUCAUCGUCACCACAUCCAACAACCAGAUAGAAGUUCGUGCCGAGAAGUUGGCCCAGGACGGUUCAGUCAUGAACACGUUCACCCACAAGUGUCAGCUCCCUGAGGACGUGGACCCCACCUCAGUGACAUCAUCACUGGGCGCAGAGGGAACCCUCACAGUUCGGGCGCGGCGGCAUCCGGCCAAACACGAGCUCGUACAGACCUUCCGCACUGAGAUCAAGAUCUAAACAGUGAUGAAUUUAUAAAAACAGAUCUCUGGCUUCCUGUGUUUUUUUUUUUUAUUAUUUUACUUCUUCUAUUCCCUGUCUUCAUUGAAACAUUUAACACUCACUUUAAAACACGUCGCCUCCCUCCCUCCAUGACUGCAACACGACCUGUUGCUGCUCAUUUAAAGUCUGAAUUAGUUCACAAUGCACAUACACAGCAGCAGUAGGUCAUACCUGUUAAUAACAGACUGAGACAGAGGCUUGGACAUGUGGUCCAUCUAAACAGACCCCCACCCCCUCACCCCCCCCCCCUCUCAUAUUUCUAUCCAUUUUAAGACCUGCAUUGACCUCCAUUUAUUUGGACAUACAGGCUACUCAAGGCCUUAUUCUUAACCUUAACCAUAACCAUAACCAGUUAAUAACUAGCCCUAAGCUUAACCUAACCGCAAUUCAAAUCUUAGCCCUCAACUUAACCAGCUCCUCAGAAAUUAGGUUCUACCUCAUUAGGACCAGGUUUUGGUCUCCAUGAGGAGUUCUGGUCCUGACAAGGUCGGUGUUUAUGCCAGAAAAGGUCCUGAAGAGGUGACACACACACAUACAAACACGUUUCUCAUUCAUAAUUUGUUGUAUAUUAUAUAAUAUUAUUAUUUGUGUGAAUAAAACACUCAUUUGACAGUAAA
This is a messenger RNA of Solea solea (common sole), 1337 nucleotides long. RefSeq names its product heat shock protein family, member 7 (cardiovascular) (gene hspb7). NCBI's taxonomy places the organism in Eukaryota, Metazoa, Chordata, Actinopteri, Pleuronectiformes, Soleidae. Gene Ontology annotation, biological process: heart development. The record is from RefSeq and is a predicted model, not a curated record. Bases 202 to 678 code for a protein of 158 amino acids. Gene Ontology annotation, cellular component: nucleus; cytoplasm. The transcript has 3 exons.